AUGGGAAAGCCCAAAAACGCUUCCCUGGACACCGUGCUGACAGAGUUCAUUCUCCUGGGUUUAUCUCACCCCCCAGGCCUGAGGACCCUACUCUUCCUGGUCUUCUUCAUCAUUUACACACUGACUCAGCUGGGCAACCUGCUCAUUCUGAUCACAGUAUGGACUGACCCAAAGCUCCACGCUCGCCCCAUGUACAUCCUUCUGGGCAUGCUCUCAUUCCUGGAUAUAUGGCUCUCCUCAGUCAUUGUUCCUCGCAUUAUUCUAAACUUCACUCCUGCCAGCAAAGCAAUCCCGUUUGCUGGUUGUGUGGCUCAACUGUAUUUCUUUCACUUCCUGGGCAGCACCCAGUGCUUCCUCUACACCCUGAUGGCCUACGACAGGUACCUGGCGAUAUGCCGGCCCUUGCACUACCCCAUGCUCAUGAAUGGCAGGCUAUGUACUGUCCUUGUGGCUGGAGUCUGGGUGGCCGGCUCCAUCCAUGGGUCUAUCCAGGCCACCCUGACCUUCCGCCUGCCCUACUGUGGGCCCAACCAGGUGGAUUAUUUUAUCUGUGACUUCCCUGCGGUACUGAGACUGGCCUGCGCUCACACAGCCGCCAAUGAGCUUGUGACCUUUGUGGACAUUGGGGUGGUGGCUGCCAGUUGCUUCAUGUUAAUUCUGCUCUCCUACGCCAACAUCGUCCAUGCCAUCCUGAAGGUGCACACUGCUGAUGGGCGGCGCAGAGCCUUCUCCACCUGUGGCUCCCACAUAACCAUCGUCACAGUCUACUACAUGCCCUGUAUUUUCAUCUACCUCAGGCCAGGCUCCAAAAGUCCCCUGGAUGGGGCGGUGGCAGUGUUUUACACUGUUGUCACUCCACUUCUGAACCCCAUCAUCUAUACACUGAGGAACCAGGAGAUGAAGUCUGCCCUGAAGGGACUCACAGCAGGUCGAGGGGCCACAAGUGCCAAUAAGUAA
Molecule: messenger RNA, 957 nt
Organism: Manis pentadactyla (Chinese pangolin)
Lineage: Eukaryota; Metazoa; Chordata; Mammalia; Pholidota; Manidae
Product: olfactory receptor 10G2
Exons: 1
Coding region: 1-957 (318 amino acids)
Biological process (GO): G protein-coupled receptor signaling pathway
Cellular component (GO): membrane
Molecular function (GO): G protein-coupled receptor activity; olfactory receptor activity
Source: RefSeq, a predicted model, not a curated record